Messenger RNA from Aspergillus mulundensis, 942 nucleotides. RefSeq lists its product as uncharacterized. Lineage: Eukaryota; Fungi; Ascomycota; Eurotiomycetes; Eurotiales; Aspergillaceae. Gene Ontology annotation, biological process: DNA replication, removal of RNA primer. The record is from RefSeq and is a predicted model, not a curated record. Bases 1 to 942 code for a protein of 313 amino acids. Gene Ontology annotation, molecular function: nucleic acid binding; RNA-DNA hybrid ribonuclease activity. The transcript has a single exon.
AUGCCGCGAGCAAACAAGAGAAGAAAGCUGGCCCAGGCCCAGGCCGAGCUCCAGGUACGUGGUCCGCAUGCGUUCCCCGGCUCCAUAGCCACGGCCCACUAUGCUAACACGAUCAACCCGUCACGAAUCACGAUUCAGGUCCAGACCGUCUCCAAGUCCAAGCACCUCAGCUCAGACGAUGAAGAUGACAACUUAUUGUCGCACAAGGCCGUCUCUAGCCAUCCAGCUCGCCAAUCGUCCUUGACAGCGAAACCACAGCCUGCAGAAGCCAAGGCGCCGCCGAACCGACGAUUCCAUCCGGAGGUCGAAUAUCCAAAGAGAGAGAGCUUAGAGAGCGUCCAAGUGCCCUUUGGUCCAUGUAUAAUGCUGGCCUGUCGAGGCGACGACGCUGGAUGUCCUUGCUGCGGCAGUGAAGCCCAUACGAGUGAUAUCGUCAUCGCGUUCGACGGCGCCUGCUCCAAUAACGGGAAGCCGAAUGCGCUCUCGUCAAUUGGUGUUUAUAUUGGGCCCAGAAAUCGACUAAACAUCUCGUGUACCCUCAACUCCCUUGAUAAACAUACCAGCGAGGUGGCUGAAUUGGAGGCUUGCGAGGAUGCCUUGACACGGGCAGGCUUCAUAGAGGCUUACUUAUCGGUUGUGCAUCCUUUGCGACGGGUUGUCCUCAAGUCGGACUCCGAGUAUGUCGUAAGAGGGGUUACGGAGUGGCUGCCGAAGUGGAAGAAGAAUGGGUUCAAGAACUGCAGAGGAUUGCCGGUGGCCAACGCGGGCCACUUCAAACUGAUCGAGUGGAUGAUCGAGCAGCUGGAGCAAGACUUGAAGGUCGAGUUCUGGCUGGUGCCGCGGAAGAUGAACCAAGAGGCUGAUAAUCUAGCCAAGAUGCGCUUGAAAUCUGACGUGCCCACAGCAAUUGAUGCCUUGUUUGGUCCAGUCCCCGGCGACUAA